GGCGAACGCCAACAGCAGUCAGUAUCGAUUGAACAGCCGCGCGUAGCCCAUCGAAUCGAGGAAGAGACGCGACGACGAGAGCGAGCGAGACGGACGACAGGCGACGAGACAGAGCGACCAGGGAAAGGGAAGAGGAGAAGGAAACGGAGACAUUGAGCGCCUGCCGCCCCCUCUUUUGUAAUAAAUAGCGCUGUGCGAGUCGACCACGCUACCAAACGGCAAGAGUCCGCUGAGAGCGACGCAACGCAGGCCACAAAGGCCCCGCCCCCGCCUCCCACCGACAAGACACCAGAACAACAACAACAACAACAAAACACUACCAACAACAAAACACUGACACACACACACACUCAUAGUCAGCACUCCCCCUUGAACGAAAGGGAGAACAGUGAAACAGCUGGAUGAAAAAAAUAACCAGGCUGACCAAAACAACAUUAAAUUUUACCAACUGGCUAAAAGGAAAUAAUUAACAACAAUAUAAAACAAAUAUACAUCCCACGCGUUUCUCCACCAAAGUGCCUUACAACAAUUAACACAUAAACCACAAAUUCAAAUCAAAUUGAAUAAAUAACAAAUUGAAUUAAAAUUUUAAAUGUGAUAAAAAGAAACACUGAUAAAAAGGAAAACAAAUCCAACUUAAAAAAAGGAUAAGUCUAUCUCUUUUGUUGUUUUUUUUUAAGUGUGUUGUCCAAAAAUCAAAGAAAUGAAAAAAUAUAAUUAGACUUCAUCAAAAACCAACCACACACAGACGGCAAGAAUAAAUUAAGAAAAUCGAAAGAAAAAACCACAACGUAAAAAAUAUUAAAAAAUAUCCAUAAAUCUAUAUAUACUACACCUCGUACAUAUAUAGAGAUACCUAAACAACAAAGCAAAUCCAGGAAAAGCAGGCAGCAGAAGAAAGAGCAGAAGCAAAAUAAGCGAGGAGAACAACAAAGACGGCUGAAAUGGCAACCAAACAGCCCAGAAAAGUGGCCCCCGAUGGCGGAUGGGGAUGGGUCGCUUGUUUUGGCGUUAGUUUGGUCAACCUGGCCACCCGCUCCAUUGAACCAUCGUUUGGCCUGCUCUUCGGGGACACCCUCAAGGAUCUCAAUGUGGGCACCACGGGGGCAGCGGUGAUCAUCAGUGCGCUGGACGUGUGCAUGAACUUCUCCGGACUGUUUGUGGGGCCGCUGCUGAAGGAGUUCUCCUACCGCAAGGUGGCCAUUGCCGGAUCACUGCUGUGCGGCCUGGGACUGGCGCUCACAUCGCCGGCGACGAGCAUGGCCCACAUCCUGAGCACCUACUCCGUGAUCAACGGCAUCGGCGUGGGCCUAUCCACUUCGGCGGCGUUCGUGGCCCUCAAUCACUACUUCAAGCAUAAGCGCGGCCAGGCGGUGGGUCUGUCGAUGGCCGGGACGGCCAUGGGCAUGCUGAUCAUGCCGCAGCUGGUGCGGAUCCUGCUGGAGGCCUACGACUUCCGGGGCGCGGUGCUGCUGCUGGCGGGCGUGGCCCUCAAUGCCACGGUCGGAUCGGUGCUGCUGCAGCCGGUGAAGUGGCACAUGAAGGAGGAGUUCGACGACGAGGAGCUGAUGUGCAUCUCGGCCCUGCCCACCCCGCAGCCCCAGCUGACGUUAGGCGGCGGCGGUGGCGGCGGCGGCGGCGGUGGCGGAGCAGGUGGCGCAGCGGCGGCAUCAGUUGGUGCUGCAGCUGGAGCUGGAGCAGCGCCCGAUUUCAAGGUGAUCAAGGAGGAUGGCAACGAGGAGGACGCCCUGCCCGAGAUGAACACGCUGCUGUUCCACAAGCACCAUCCGCAUCAGCACUCGAUGCGCAAGAACUACUCGGAGAUGGCCAUGAACACGAUGAAUGGCAACCGACUGGGUUUGCCCAAGAGGCCCACUUUUCCGCGCAUCAUGUCGCUGGCCGGGGUGCAGUCGGCCGUCCAUGGCGCUGGCGGGGAUUCGGGCGGCUAUACGUCGCAGGCGGAGGUCAAUGCCACGCAGCUGCGCUGCCGCAAGGCCUCGGUCACCUCGAACCUCUCCUACAUGGACUUCACCGGCUCCAUUCUCCAGGUGCACCUCAACACCGGCGACGAUGAGUUCGAGCAGAACGAUCGCGAACUGCGACGUGUUGGCACCGCCACGGGCAGCAUUGUCCUCGGCGGUCAUCGCGACAGCUUCAUCAAGAUGAAGCCCACCGAGCUGGACAAGCAGGCCGAGGCGGCGGCCGCCCUCGACGAGGAGGCCAAGAAGAAGGCCAAGAAGCCGGGCUUCUGGCGACGUUUCGCCGACCUGCUGGACAUCGAUAUGCUCAAGGACAAGAUGUUCCUCAACCUCCUCUUCGGUCUCUCCAUCUUCUACGUGGCCGAGAUGAACUUCAAGAUGGUCACACCGUUCUUCUUUGCCAACCUGGGCUACAAGAAGGCCGAUGUCGCCUUCUGCCUCUCGGUCACCGCCAUUACGGACAUCGCCGCCAGGAUAGUGCUGCCACCGAUAUUCGAUCGCACCACGAUCAAGAAGCGCACCAUUUUCCUCGUCUCCAUCAUCUUUGUGGCCCUGACCCGUUCAAUUAUGGCUGAGCAGAGGGACUGGACGCAGUUGAUGGUGUGGCUCUCGAUCUGCGGCUUCUUCCGAGGAUCCGCCCUGAGUAACUUUACGCUAACCGUAUCCGAAUACUGCUCACUGGAAAAACUGCCCUCGGCAUUCGGCUGGCAUCUGGUGGGCAAGGCCCUGUUCGUCAUCACUUUUGGACCUCUAAUUGGUCUCAUUCGGGAUGUGACAGAUAGCUACCCCAUUUGCAUACACACCCAGAGCGUUUGCAUCAUGAUUUGCGCCUGUGCCUGGGGCAUUGAGUACCUGGUGGAGUACAUCCACUCGAGACGUCGCACCGCCGAUGCCGCCCAGUUGCCAACCCAGGACGGAGGUGCCACCACGAUGACGCAGACGACGACGACGACGGGACAGCACGAUGUGAAGCUGUAGAUCUGAAGAGGUUCGGCGACAGCAUGAGAUGGACAUGGGAUGGACUAGAGAGAUCUACUUUAAGGAAGACAGUCUCGCCGCGGGACGGAGGAUUGAUUUCCUCCAGCGAGUACCCCACUUUAAAUAUACUUAAGAGGGUCCCUGCACAAUGCAAGGGUAUAAUUUUAGAUGGGAAACCCAUUGGUUCCCACUUCGUUUAACACUCUAGUGUAGUGUGUGGCCCUAAUCCCCAAAAAUGUAUUAAAACUCAACUUAGUUAAGUCAUUUAUUUCGUUUGCGCUCGUUUUUUUUUUGCAAUAUGUUUAGUGAGUCUUAAGAUCUUGGAGAGACAUAAUCAUACACACUCCACAUACCACACAUAUAACUAUAUAUAUAUAUAGGCAGGAUUUGUCAGUUUUAGUUAUAUGGAACUCAUUUCUCAACUGUAACCAACCCAAGGGGAUAAACAAACAACUAGAGCCCCACAAAAACCACAAAAAAGUGCGUUUACAUUUUAAUGUUAAAGGAGAAAAAGGAAAAUCCGAAAUUCAUUCAUUUAAGUUACCAAUUUCCGGCGUUCUCUUCAUUUUAUGAUUUGCCUUGAUUUGUUCUCUCUCUUUUUGUUUAUUAGUGAACUUGUAUGUGAUAGUUCAAAGAUAGUUUUUAAUUUAGAAGUUAAUCUAUACAUAUAGAAAUAAUGAUAUCUGCAUCUGCAUCUGCAAUAUAACGAUGCGACAAGAAAGUAUGAAGGGAAUGUUGAAAAUUGAUCGGCUUUAAAAUGUACCUUGAGAGCGAUGUUGAGCAACGACAAAACAACUAAACUAUACAAACAUAAAUAAAAAACACUAUAUGUAUAUCAUUUAUCUUAUGUGUAAUUUAGAGAGAACGUUCGUGUAAAGCCAAGUGCGUUAAUUGAACUGAAGAAACUGAAGAAACAAGAGCGAUCGAAUUAGAUAAGAUGGACAAAUGAAUUGAAAAGCGCGCCAGAGGUAAUAUUUUUAAAGCGCUCGUUCUGAUCCUAGCCAACCAAAUGCCACAAUAUAUAUUUAUACACAAUUGAAGGUUCCUUGCAGCGGCGUUUUAACUGAUCAAAAUCGAUAAUAAAGCCUUUUACGUGUCCCAAAAUCAUAA
Drosophila elegans is the source of this 4067-nucleotide messenger RNA. RefSeq lists its product as uncharacterized. Lineage: Eukaryota; Metazoa; Arthropoda; Insecta; Diptera; Drosophilidae. Gene Ontology annotation, biological process: transmembrane transport; monocarboxylic acid transport. The record is from RefSeq and is a predicted model, not a curated record. Gene Ontology annotation, molecular function: monocarboxylic acid transmembrane transporter activity. The coding region runs from base 945 to 2957 and encodes 670 amino acids. The transcript has 4 exons.